UAUUUUUCGAAAACCGUUGGAGCCUAAACCCCCAAAUUUAAAACUCACCCACCCAUCCCCUUUCCCUUCCGUUCCUCCACCGCUUCUUUCUUUUUCUUGUUUCCCACACUCCUUUGUUUUUUCCUUUUAUAUUUUUAUUCAUCGCCAUGGAUCUCUUCUGAAUCUCCCCCACAACAUUUCUUUGCUAUUUUCUAAUGGGGUGUUUUCUUGGGUGUUUUGGGAUUUCCACUAAAAGAAAGCGUCGAAAACCAGCCAACCGUAUUCUCCCUGGACCUGCUGAUUCAAACCUAGUUAGUUAUGAGCCCUUGGAUUCUUCUAUUAAUGUUGAUAUCCCAGAAGAUUCCAUUGUCUCAAAACCUCAGCUGAGUAAUAAGCCAAAGGAAAGAUCGAGUGUUAAAAUCAGGAAAAAAGUGAGCUUUAACUUGAAUGUUCAAACCUAUGAGCCGAUUCCAGAUGAAGAAACAACUACCUAUCAGUUUUUACAGAGUGUUGAAGAGGAAGAAAGAGAAAAGGUUAAUGGAGGAGAAGCCGCAAAACGUCGCUUGCCAUCUCUCUCUGAUGGGAUUUCAAGUUCAUUGCAGACGAGUUCUUAUCCUUGCAAUUAUAGAUACCAAAACUGUAGAGAUAGCUAUGAAGAAGAGGAUGAAAUGGUAUAUGAGGAAAGCGAUAUAGAAGAUGAUGAGUUUUUUUCUGAUGAAGAUGAUUAUGGUGAUGAUGAUGACAAACAUGUGGAUGAUCAAUUAGACUCUCUAAACAUGGAUUCAACAAAGGGAGCUUCUUUGGUUCGAUUGGAUGAUGACAGGUCCAAGAAUCAAAUGCCACUUGGUGGUUCAGCAGAUGGAAAUCUAAAGAGCAGAAGCCAAUAUCUGUGUUCAGUGUUGAAUCCGGUUGAAAACACGACACAAUGGAAAGAAAUCAAAGCGAGAGCAGCCGCAAAACCAAAGCAGAUGAGGAAGGAGAAUGUUGCAGCAGAGGGAGAAUUACAAGUACCCUUCAGUUCAGACCUGAGAUCCAACUGCUCAACAAAUUAUAAUCAGUCAAAGCCCCUACUGCAAGACAUAGCAGUCGAUGCUAGCCUCUCAAAUUGGUUGGUUUCACCAGUAAGUCCCAGAUAACAGGUAGCACCAAUAAUUGCAGCAUUGCAUUUGAUACCCUGCAAUCAAAGACAAACAUAUCGGAUGGCUUGUUCUCAAGGAGAAGUCGAGAAGAUAGGGUAAUCUUAGAUAUCACCAACCUCUAGUUUUCAAAGAUUACAAUAAUAGUAUCAAAAUCAAGCCUAUUUGAAUUCAAGUUCAUAUGCAAAGGCAGCAACAAGUUUAUGAUCCAAGGGUGUGUGAAAGUUUGGGUAUUGUGUGUUUGUUUGUUUUGUAUUGCAGUUUCUGAUUCUUUGAUUCAUUUGAGAUUGUUUGAUACGAUUUGGUAAUUUUGGUAGCCUCUUGGCUCCCAGUUUGUUCAUGCUUUACUGUCUUGUAUAAGGAUUGAACAAUUUGUUGAAGUCGAACCAUUUAAAGUCAGAAUCUCAUUGCUGUAAAAGAAUGUUCUCACAUUAUGUCUUUGCAAGGAAAUGACAGUAAAAGCAUUCACCUAUUA
Molecule: messenger RNA, 1590 nt
Organism: Gossypium raimondii (Peruvian cotton)
Lineage: Eukaryota; Viridiplantae; Streptophyta; Magnoliopsida; Malvales; Malvaceae
Exons: 3
Coding region: 195-1115 (306 amino acids)
Biological process (GO): male meiosis II
Source: RefSeq, a predicted model, not a curated record